AUGGCCAACGGUGUUGCAGGCCGCUCGAUCCUGAAAGGCUCUGACGCGGUAGCUACCGGCCCUCAUGGAAGCUUUUACUUUGAUGAGUUUCUGAAGGCUAUUCAAAAGAUUCCUCAGGAUGGUUCGCUGUGGACUGGGUCCACCGGUAUUGGCGAGACAUUAGACCCAUCAGUCAGUGAUGCGGUGGAAGCUAUUCAGAAUGCCAACCCCAGAUAUCCCAACACAGAGGACCCCGCAAGAAUCUUUCCUGAUGCCUUCAAGGAAAGUACACCUGUAAGAUUUCCGGCCAUCUAUGGAAAGGUAUUCGAUGUCAUUCAGGAAAGCCGCCGAAAAAUCACGAGCAGUGGAGUUUCGAGCGAAUUUACCCAGGAUGAUUAUGAUACCGCUCUUUCGCGGGCUCGAGAUGCGACUACAGGAAUGCAUCAAGGCCGUAUUGCGGAUGCAGACUAUACGGCAAUCGAAAAAAAUAAGCGCAAUAAUGAGUCAAAAGGGUUUUCCUAUGUACAAAAGUCAGCGUUGAAUGGGCAAAUGACAUGGGAACAGCUCGACUCAGAGGCAAGUCUCGAAGCAGCUGAUAAGGAAUAUCCAGGUAAAGGCCGCAAAAAGUUGCAGGCAUCCAUCCAAGCGUGGUCUCAAAAUAAAGUUGGGAGCAACAGAGACCAAAGAAAUGAGAAGAACCAUCGGGAGGCCCUGGCAUUUGCCCAAACUUGUAACAGCCGAAUUCAUGGAGAUGAAAACUGCUGA
This is a messenger RNA of Penicillium chermesinum, 744 nucleotides long. RefSeq lists its product as uncharacterized. The record is from RefSeq and is a predicted model, not a curated record. The transcript has 2 exons. Lineage: Eukaryota; Fungi; Ascomycota; Eurotiomycetes; Eurotiales; Aspergillaceae. The coding region runs from base 1 to 744 and encodes 247 amino acids.